CGCUAGAUUACGGGAUACAGAACCUCGCGGAGGGAACAGAAAACCGAAGAGUGCGAAUUUCAGCGUUUUGCUUUUAUUUUCCUCAGGAUAUCGCAAUGUCGCCAGACUCGAAUUACUUUGACCUGAAAGCGGCUUGAGUUGGAGGCAUUUUGGUUCUCGUCUGCGGGGAGAAAGCCCACACGGUAGUUCUGUGCUGCUGGGCUAGUUGGGUCUACAGAGUUGGAAGAACAACAACCGUUUCCUUUACUACUUUGCCCUGUGACAGUCGAUUCAAUUGACGGAUGUCGCUACUAUGCCAGACUGCGUCCGUUUUUAUUAUUGUGCUGAUUUCAGAGUCCAACUCAGAAUUUGUGGUGUGAAGUCCGCCUGUCUCCCCUGUUAAUGGGGCUCGCUGUGACCGAAUUUGUAACGUUGUGUUAUCUCUGAAGUAACCACUACGUUGACUGGGUUAGAAAUUGUAUGUUGCUAGCUAAUGUGUUAGCACAGAGAGUGAGUUGGGGCGAUAGGGGUACUCAAACCCAUAACAAACCCCCUCUCUCCUCCUCGGUUGUUUUUUUCCCUCACUAUCACGGUGGAAUAAUGCUAUGCUGAACAAACAGGCUGAUGGAAAUCUGACCUGAAAUGUACUUUUAGCUGGCUUAGUGUAAAACCCAGUCUGAAAUCUGUGAAGAAUGCAAUAAUAAGGCCUUGUGUGUCUGUGCGCAACUCACUAAGGAGAACAACAAAGACUUUCCCUCAAUAACAAGAAAGGAUCUAUAAAGACCGACAAUGUCCUUUUUUAAUUUUCGGAAAAUAUUUAAACUGGGAGCUGAAAAGAAGAAGAAACAGUAUGAGCACGUCCACAGAGAUGCGAAUCCUGAGGAAAUUUGGGAGAUCAUUGGUGAACUUGGAGAUGGAGCCUUUGGCAAAGUUUACAAGGCUCAGAACAAGCAGACAGGUGUGUUGGCGGCCGCUAAGGUGAUCGACACCAAGUCGGAAGAGGAGCUGGAGGACUACAUGGUGGAGAUUGAGAUCUUAGCGUCGUGCGACCACAAGAACAUCGUCAAGCUGUUGGACGCCUUCUACUUCGAAGCCAAGCUCUGGAUCCUGAUCGAGUUCUGUGGCGGGGGAGCUGUGGACGCUGUAAUGCUGGAGCUGGAGCGUCCUCUGACGGAGCCUCAGAUCCGCGUGGUGUGUCGGCAGACGCUGGAGGCCCUGCUGUACCUGCACGAGAACAAGGUCAUCCACCGCGACCUGAAGGCCGGCAACAUCCUGCUCUCCCUGGACGGAGACGUCAAGCUCGCGGACUUUGGUGUGUCAGCCAAAAACACUAAGACCAUCCAGAGAAGAGAUUCCUUCAUUGGAACGCCUUACUGGAUGGCUCCGGAGGUGGUGAUGUGCGAGACGUCUAAGGACCGUCCGUACGACUACAAGGCGGACGUCUGGUCGCUGGGCAUCACGCUGAUCGAGCUGGCCCAGGUGGAGCCGCCCAAUCACGAGAUGAACCCCAUGAGGGUGCUGCUCAAGAUCGCCAAGGCCGACCCCCCCACGCUCAUGCAGCCUUCGAAAUGGUCGCCGGAGUUCAGUGAUUUCCUUCGGCGGUCGCUGGAUAAGAACGUGGACAACAGAUGGAGCACAGUGCAGCUUCUUCAGCAUCCGUUCGUGGUGAACGUGACAGAGAACCGGCCACUCAGGGAGCUCAUCGCAGAGGCCAAGGCUGAGGUCACCGAGGAGAUCGAGGAGUCCAAGGAGGAGGAGGAGCUGCUGGAGGAGGACCAUGACAACCAGAUGGUUCCCGGCCACAAGCGCGCCUCGUCGGACGCCAGCAUGGCCAGCUCAGAGGACGAGAAGCUCUCCCAGUCCCCCUCCACGCUCGAGUCUGUGCCCGAGAAGGCCGAGCCCGGUGUCCCUGUUCCCACCCCAGCUCCUGCUCCUGCUCCUGCCCCGACCCCAGCCUCUGCUCCUGCUCCUGCUCCUGUUCCCGCUGCUGCCCCAACACCUCCACCCGCAGCCGGAGACGUGGCUAAAGCAGAGGAGGUCCCUGCUGCUCCUCCUGUGGAGAACCACGUCCAGGAGCCUGCUGCCGCAACCACAGAGGAGGCCGUCGUCAAGGUGGAGGACAAGGAGGAGGAGAAGGAGAAGGAGGUGGUGGUUGAGAAGCAGCCUAAGGCUCCGGCAGCAGAUGUUAUUGAGGAGCCAAAGGUGGAAGUUGAGAAGGAGAAGGAGGAGAAGGAAGAAGCUCCUUCACCAGUAGUGGAGGCGACAGAGCCUGUGGCUCCUGCAGUGGAGGAGAAGGAGGUGAAAGAGGAGGAGAAGGCAAAGGUGGAGGAGAAGGAGAUUGCAGAAGCCGAAAGCGAGAAGGACAAGGAUGAGAAGGAGCAAGAGAAGGUGGCAGUCGAUGCGGCGGCCACGGAACCCAAAGCUCCUGCCCCUGCCGUCCCAGAGGAGGUGCUCACGCCUCCAGCCUCCCCUGCCCAGAAAGCUCCGGAAGAGGAGGAGAAACAGGCGCCAGUCAAGCACCGCUACGAGCGGGAGAAGGACCGCGUGAAGGAGAAGGAGAAAGAGAAGGCAGCGGACACGAGCAACGUGUCAAACGCGGACAGUAGCAGCGGGGACCUCAACUUGUCCAUCUCAAGCUUCAUCGCCAAGAACAAGGAGGGCAACGCCCUCACCUCGCAGGAGGUGAAGCGCCAGAAGAAGACGCUGAAGAAGACUCGCAAGUUCAUGGUGGACGGCGUGGAGGUGAGCGUGACCACGUCCAAGAUCGUCACCGACAACGACACCAAGAACGAGGAGAUGCGCUUCCUCAGGCGCCAGGAGCUGCGUGAGUUGCGUCUCCUCCAGAAGGAGGAGCAGAGGGCCCAGCAGCAGCUGAGCAACAAGCUGCAACAGCAGAGGGAACACAUCUACAGACGCUUCGAGCAGGAGACCACGAGUAAGAAGCGUCAGUAUGACACGGAGGUGGAGAACCUGGAGCGUCAGCAGAAGCAGACCAUCGAGCGGCUGGAGACGGAGCACACCAACCGCCUCAGGGACGAGGCCAAGCGCAUCAAGGCCGAGCAGGACAAGGAGCUGUCCAAGUACCAGAACAUGCUCAAGAACCGCAAGAAGGAGGAGCAGGAGUUCCUGCAGAAGCAGCAGCAGGAGCUGGACUGCGCCCUGAAGAAGAUCAUCUCUCAGCACAAGCACGAGCUGGCCACCAUCGAGAGGGACUGCCUCAACCACAAGCAGCAGCUGCUCAGAGCGCGUGAGGCAGCCAUGUGGGAGCUGGAGGAGCGCCACCUGCAGGAGAAACACCAGCUGCACAAGCAGCAGCUGAAGGACCAGUACUUCAUGCAGAGACACCAGCUCCUCAAGAGACACGAGAAGGAAAUGGAGCAGAUGCAGCGCUACAACCAGCGUCUGAUCGAGGAGAUGAAGAACAAGCAGACGGCGGAGCGCGCGCGGCUGCCCAAGAUCCAGCGCAGCGAGGCCAAGACGCGCAUGGCCAUGUUCAAGAAGAGCCUGCGCAUCACCUCCGCCACCGUCUCCCCCGAGCAGGAGAGAGAGAAGAUCAAACAGUUUGCGGCGCAGGAGGAAAAGCGCCAGAAGAACGAGCGUCUGCACCAGCACCAGAAGCACGAGAACCAGAUGAGAGACCUGCAGCUGCAGUGUGACGCCAACAUCAGAGAACUGCAGCAACUACAGAAUGAGAAGUGCCACCUGCUGAUUGAGCACGAGACCCAGAAGCUGAAGGAGCUGGACGAGGAGCACAGCCAGGAGCUGAAGGAGUGGAGGGAGAAGCUGCGGCCACGCAAGAAGGCGUUGGAGGAGGAGUUUGCGCGUAAGCUGCAGGAGCAGGAGGUGUUCUUCAAGAUGAGCGGCGAGUCGGAGUGCCUCAACCCCAACGCCCAGAGCCGCAUCUCCAAGUUCUACCCCAUACCCAGCGUGCACUCCACCGGAUUCUAACACACACACACUAUAGAGACUGUAAAACACACACACACACACACACACACACACACACACACACACACACACACACACACCUCCACGUUCUAACCCGAUACCCAGUGUGCACUCCACCGGAUUUUAGCACACACACUAGAGACUGUAACACAAGUGCGGGCGGACACACACACACACACACACACACACACACACACACACACACACACACACACCUCAAAGUUCUAACCUGAUACCCAGCGUUCUCUCCACCGGAUUCUAACACACACAUACACACAGAGCCAGUUUUACCAAUAAGCCAUUUAGGUUGUUGCCUAGGGCCCCAUCAAAUUUGCCCAACAGUCAGCUCCACCAUGGUUAACGUGCACGCACACGCACACGCACACGCACACACACACACACACACACACACACACUACAGUAGGCCCUGGAGACCACUACAAACACUAGUCUCGUACAUGACGUCUACACAAGGACAGACAUAAAGAAAUCCACUCUCUCGGAGAGGCAGCAAUGCACACUACAGACUGUCUCCUCCUCUGCCUUGAUAUGAAAACCCUAUUACCGUCUCCUCCCCACCCCCAAUACAACAUUGAAGUGGUGGAUUGAGGAAAAGACCUGAUCUUCUCUUUUCUUCUCUUCUUUCUCUUUCUUUCUCUCUCGUUCAUGCUUUUCUUUCUUAUAAAGUCUUUGUCUUUCCUGUGUCUGGACUUUUUUUGUUUUGGUUUGUUUUUUUUUUGUUUUGGUUUUUUUAUUUCACACUUGUUGCUUGAGUUUCCGACUGGAAGAACUGUGGUAGAAAACUAUAUAUGCUAUUUCUUUUCCCCUUUUUUUGUUGAAGACACUCCCUCUAUUCAGUUGUGGCUACGUUUCACUUUUUGAGGACGGUUUGAAGGAUUCACUGCUUUUGUUGUUGUUCUUGACGCACAAACACUUAAAGAUAAGAAAAAAAUCAAUCUUAGUGCCUAAAACAAUUUCAAGUUUGUCAGUUGUGCCGUGGGGAUAAGCUAUUGGAGAAAAAAAGUUAAUUGCUGCUAAAUCUGUUGGUUGUCUUUUUAUACUUCAGCAAGGUUCUUUGCACUUAAGAACUGAAUUAAAGUUUUGUAGAGAGAAGACAUAGUGACACUUAAGAACCGGUAAUGUAGCGUAAUCAACAUGAUCCUUUGUCAGGUGUCUAUUUCCUAACACCACAGUUGGCUAACUACGUUAGCUACAUUGUUGGUUGCAAUGCAAUUCAACACCCAAGCUACUAAUGGGGGGGUACAUUUCUCAAGUUGCUAACUAAAAAACGCACCCCUAGUUACCAUAGCAACUAAGGUGCUGGUAAAUACACCCCAGAGUAGCAUGUCAUUGACAAAACCAAAACAUCCAAGAGAACAAAAUGAAGGAAGGAAGGAAGGAAGGCAGGAAGGAAGGAAGGAAUAAAAUAAAAAUCUUUUUUUUUACCUACUCAGCCCAUGAUAUCAAAACCACUAUUGUACUUUGGGAAUGGAAAUGGCACAAAGGAUGUACGCAGGUUUUUUAAAGGUUUGAUUUUAAAAAAAAAAGAAGAGAGAAAGAAUUUAUUUGUUUUUAACAAUUUAAAUUUGACCUAAAAAAAAAGAAUGAUUUGACGAUUAAAUAUUUUUAAUGGCCUAAUCACGGAGCAUAUCAUUUUUGUAGUGCAUUUCACAUUCUUGGGAUAUUAAGAUAUUUAGGAAAUUAAUUGAAUAAAACUUAAAAUAAAUGAGUAAAUAAAUACGCUGUGGUGGAUUUGGGAGAUUUGUUUGCUAUUGUGCCUUGGUAGAACGGAGCUUCAACUCCGUCCUUUCUUGUUCUCCGGCUCAGCAAUGAGUUUUCUAUUAUUAUUUUUAACUUGCAUUAUUUUGCUUGGAUCUGGAAAAAGUGGGUAGAUUUGAUAAAGGACUAUACUGUUUCUACAAGUAUAUUUCCUCACAUAUCAAUGUGCGGGUUUUUUCUCUUUUUCGGUUGUGACUGUGGUGUGUAUUUGUGGACGUGUUGUUUUGUUUGCUGCUGCCUUUCGAUAAAGCUACGACUUUGCAGCGCACUCUUUUUUUAUGUUUCUUGGUCAUAAUUGCGCAAAAAUAGCAACCAACACCCAAGUUAGCAUUUCCAUACCAAAUAGCCCAAUCUUAGGAGGCAUGGUUUUGAGUGUCUUUCUUUCUGUUUAUAAUAAUGAAAGUACCUUAAGCAUUUUUUUCUAAAAGGAAUGACUAGUUUACCCUCAUUUCAUGUAGAAGUUACCUCGUCCAUUUAAUGGGCGCAUUGAAUUAUGGAAUUAUUAUUCUAAUUUUUUUAGAUAUCAAAUUGUGCUACCUUUUUGUAUUAUUACAUUAGUUUGAGAUUGUCGUAUACUUAUCACUACAUGAGGGCAAUUGAAUAUUGUUCUCCAUUUUUAUUAUUGAAAUGUGCAUCAUCUCAGAACGGAGAGAAUUUUUCAGAAAAGACAUGGCAGUGUUUCUAAUGGAAGGGCAGUCUAAUUUUUGCAAAUGUAUUCUUGCCGUGGUAAUCAAUCUCUCUCUCUCUCUGGUAACAUCAUAGCUGGUAGUUUUCUCUGUUUUUUUUUUAAACACUAUGAAAGUGCUUGCAUUGAACUUUUUAUCGGUGACACUUUCAAUUUCAACAAUCCCUGUUCUAGUGUAGUCUAUGUUCGUACAUCUUUAAGUACAGAAGGCCAGCACGACAACGUUUGUAACAAAAUGUUAAAUUACGAACUUGGCAGUAUUCACAUAGGUGAAUAUAACUACAUAACUACAUACAUGUUGUUUAAUGUGUAAAGGUAGGCCUACAUUUCAACAGGGAUCGUCAAAUGAAAGUGUUGCAAAUGUUUUGUAAACUGCAUAUGCAAGACAGGAAAUUCAGGACCACUUCGAUAAGUGCAAGCACUUGUCGGAUGAACUCCUAAUACAAACCUUUUUGUUUUUGUUGUUAUUAUUAUUAUUAUUAUAAAUUGUGAACAGCUAUAACUCGGGUCACAUCAAUAUAUGAAGAAGUGCUGAGCACUGAGCUGAAGAAGAAGAAAAAAAAUCACAAACUUAUUUAAAGACGACUUUUGUCUGCUGUCAAGAUCGUAAACAUAAACUAGAAUUAUUUGGAUUGUACUGACGGAUUCAUUUUUUUCACUCAUGAACUUGUAUUUGACGAGUAAACAUAAUGAUUCUCUAGACACUACUAUUUUCAUAAUCAUUCGCUCUUUUUUUCCCGUUGUUGUCGUUUUGACAGUGCUGUGCAAUGCCAGUCAUCAAAAUUUGGAGAAGGCUCGGGUUUGCAUUUUUAAAUAAUGUCUGUAACCAUGUGAAGCAUAAUGUGUAAGAACAUGUCAUGAUUUUUUUUGAAGAAGAAGAAGCCACAAAUGAUGUAGUGUAAUUAAAUUGUUUCCUGUAAAUAAUAAAAGUUGUCAGCUUAU
Messenger RNA from Engraulis encrasicolus (European anchovy), 7333 nucleotides. It is a transcript of the gene slkb, whose product is annotated as STE20-like kinase b. The record is from RefSeq and is a predicted model, not a curated record. Gene Ontology annotation, biological process: protein phosphorylation. NCBI's taxonomy places the organism in Eukaryota, Metazoa, Chordata, Actinopteri, Clupeiformes, Engraulidae. The coding region runs from base 769 to 3927 and encodes 1052 amino acids. The transcript has 18 exons. Gene Ontology annotation, molecular function: ATP binding; protein binding; protein serine/threonine kinase activity.